CCGAGCCUCUCUCCGAGCCCAGUCCCCUCCAGUCCAGUCUAAACCACGCAAGUAGCAAUGAGUUCGUCGGCCACAAUCACGGAGACGCAGCCCCAGAAGGAGCUCGCCAAUGUGUCCUUGGUCGCGGAGGCAGAGCCAGAGUGCCAAUUGGCAAACCUGAGCCAUGGCCCCAACCCUCUUACAGGCAUUCCCACGUUCGUUUCGUUCCAGGCGCAUCGCGAGCACAUCAUCCUGCACAUGGCCGCCGUCUUCCGCAACUGGGCGCGCGUCGGCUAUAUCGAAGGCAUCUCCGGCCACAUCAGCGUGCGCGAUCCCGAGUUCCCAGGCUGCAUCUGGAUGAACCCCAUCGGAAAGCACUUUGCUCUGAUGAACGCCAGCGACAUGGUGUGUCUCGAGAUCGCCACCGGCAGGAUUGUCGGCGGCAACAAGGUCCGCCCCGUGAAUAAGCCGGGCUUCUUUAUUCACUCCGAGAUGCACAAGGCCCGCCACGACGUGCACGCCAUCUGCCACGCCCACACCAUGGCCGGCCGGGCCUGGACCGUCUUCGGCAAGCCAUUGGACAUGAUCACCCAGGACGUAUGCGACCUGUACGACUCCAUCGCCGUCAUGAACGAGUACGGCGGCAUCGUCGCGGCCGACGAGGAGGGCAAGCAGAUCGCGCGCGCCCUGGGCCCGCGCAACAAGGCGGCCCUGCUGCUGAACCACGGCCUCAUCACCGUCGGCAACACGGUGGACGAGGCGGCCUUCCUGCUGGGCCUGGUCGAGCGCAGCUGCGAGAUCCAGCUCAAGGUCGAGGCCGCGUGCGCCGGCAACCCGGAGCUCAAGAAGACGCUCAUCCCGGACGAGCUGUGCAAGUUCAACUUCCAGAUGGCGGGCGAGAAGAACUGGCUGUAUGUCGAGGCCCAGCCCGACAUCGAGUACGAGAUUGAGAUGGCUGGGGGUGUUAUCAAGACUGGACUUGAGAACAUGAGGGUGGAUAGUCUUUAGAGUUUCUCUUGUAAAUAACAAUACGAGC
Messenger RNA from Ilyonectria robusta, 1015 nucleotides. RefSeq names its product class II aldolase/adducin N-terminal. NCBI's taxonomy places the organism in Eukaryota, Fungi, Ascomycota, Sordariomycetes, Hypocreales, Nectriaceae. Gene Ontology annotation, molecular function: actin filament binding. The transcript is spliced from 3 exons. The record is from RefSeq and is a predicted model, not a curated record. Bases 58 to 987 code for a protein of 309 amino acids. Gene Ontology annotation, cellular component: cytoskeleton.